CCUAAUCAAACAAUUGACCUAUUAAAAUAUGAGCGGGAAACUGAUGUUCGAUUUUCAAACUGGGGUCGGAAAGCCAGCUACAGGUGCGCCAGUUUCCAUUUUCAUUUUUCGCUGAGCGCCGAAGCGCAGAAUGGCAGUUGGCAUCGAGACGUCGACACGCACGCACGUCAGUCGCCGCGCCAUUUUCGACAUGUAACCGAAAAAAUAAUCCCGCAAAAAACCAAACUUCGAACAAAGUGUUUCGGCGGAAAGUGAAGUUCAGAUUUUUUUUUGUUGUGAUGUGCAGUGUAUCAGAAUUUAAUGUGACUUACUUGUAAGUUAUAAAAAAUAAAAUGUAUCUUUAAGAUUUAAGAUAUCGUAAGUCUUAUCUUAUAGCUAUUAUUUUAGAUGCGUCAUAAGGUUUCAAACUGAUAGUGAUAAGAUUGAAUGUAAAGUUACAUCGUGUAUUAAAAACAUAUAUUUUGAGUUUGAAAAACUGUUACAAGUUGUGGUGAAAGUGUUGUCUCAGAACUUUCAGGAGAAAAGUUUGAAGAACUGUUCAGGCGUAUCGCUUCUGCUGCUCGCUCGAAUCCACAAGAUAACAUGUUCCGAAUACAAAAAGCUAAUUAGUUCAAGUUGAUCUUCUGGAGUUGUAUUCCUGACUGAAAUUCUGAACACGCAAAAAGUUAAUAAUUUGAAUUUUUCUUCAAUCAAGCCCACUAAUGAAGCAAUCCAAGGGAAGGAUAUUGAAGUAGCAGCCUCGCAGCCUUCCCCACCAAUAAAACAAACGCCUCCCUCCAACCGCACAACAAGCAAAAACAACCCUUAACUCCUCCUAAUAAGAACAGAAUCGUAAUCACCAAGCCAUCUUCCAAUGGAUAUGCUCAGCACUGGAAAGAGAAUCCAGACUACAUGUCAAUUAAAAGCCGUCGAUAAAUGCAAUCAAGCGAGCCACUUGCUAAGGAGAAAGCUUCACGAGGUUAUAUUCCAGACUUGAGUGUUACCCACAUUUGUAAUUAAAUUUAAUUUGAACCAAUAAUUGCUGAGCAAAUACCAAUACAGAAAAGGCAAAUUCAAUGUAUGGUAUUAUUAGAAAACCGGUACGAAGAAUCAUCGCCCAAGUACGGGACUCGUAUGGCGACUCACAGUCAUAACUCCCACUGUCCACUGCCUAACUUUGUUGCUUUACCUUCGUGUCUUCUCAUACUGGUAUCCUUAGUGCUGCAGUCGCAUUUAGCAUUCGCCUCAGUCGACCCAAACGACAGCGCAUACGUGAAUGCAGAAACCAGCAACUCAACUCUGAACACAACUGGCAACUGGACCCUUCUAGACGACAACUUGACAGUAACCAACGUCCACAUCAAGCACCAGAGAUACUCGACAACCGUUUCUAUACUUCUAGCAAUCGUUUUUAUGAUAGUCAUUUUCGGGACCGUAGUCGGAAACAUACUGGUCUGCAUCGCAGUCUGCCUCGUACGGAAGCUGAGAAGACCUAGCAACUACCUCAUUGUGUCGUUGGCAGUGAGUGACCUCUGUGUAGCGCUGAUGGUAAUGCCAGUGGCUAUGGUAUACGAGAUAUUGGGGACGUGGCCGUUCGGACCUAUAGUAUGUGACUUCUGGGUGUCCAGUGAUGUUUUAUCGUGUGCCGCGAGCAUCCUCAACUUGUGCAUGAUCUCCGUAGACAGAUAUUACGCCAUAACCAAACCUUUAGAGUACGGCGUGAAGAGAACUCCUAGACGGAUGUUGUUCUGUGUGUUCAUUGUCUGGAUGGGAGCAGCCUUCAUCUCUCUGCCACCAGUUCUCAUACUGGGCAAUGAGAAAUCUGACACCUCAUGUUCAGUCUCUCAGAAUCAGGGCUACCAGAUCUAUGCGACAUUUGGGUCCUUCUAUUUGCCUUUGACUGUAAUGAUAGUUGUGUAUUACAAGAUAUUCAGUGCUGCCAGGAAGAUAGUGAAGGAUGAGAGACGUGCGCAGUCCCACUUGGAGACUCACUGCUACUUGGAGAUCAACGUGAAGAACGGAGGAGGGGCCGAGGCGAGGCUCCUGGGGGCCAACCCACCGCCGCCGCCCGCUGCCAGAGGGUCUACGGCUAGUACUAACACUACUUGUAGUGCAGACAAGACUGAAGGCACAAUAGGGCGGUGCUUCUCCAGCGGUCAGCGCAAGUCCAACGAGUCGCAGUGCCCCAUGCUGCAGCAACCGAAGACCCCAACCAAACCCAUCCACACCAUCAACAGAACCCCCUCAAAUCUAGGUCAAAAUGACGUCAAAACACCAUCCAAGGACGGCAGACGACGCCUCUCCUCGGAAAGCAGUCACAAAUCAACAGCUCAUAGAAUUAGGUCAUCCCUUUCAAAUUUCGCUCAUAAAAACCACUUUGCGAAAGAUUUACUGCAGACCACGACGCAAUCGCCGCAUCAAAAGAAACUCCGUUUCCAGUUAGCGAAGGAAAGGAAAGCGUCCACGACUCUCGGAAUUAUAAUGUCGGCUUUCGUAUUCUGCUGGCUGCCGUUCUUUGUACUCGCGCUCGUGCGGCCCUUUGUCGCGGAGGGAACAAUCCCGGACGCCGUGAGUGCCCUAUUUCUGUGGUUAGGUUACAUCAACAGCCUACUUAACCCAAUAAUUUAUGCCACUUUGAAUAGAGACUUUAGAAAACCCUUUCAAGAAAUCCUGUUCUUCAGAUGCUCGAAUCUGAACCUCAUGAUGAGAGAGGAGUUCUACCAUAGCCAGUACGGGGACCCGGAUCAGCACUACUGCGUGAACCACCACACCAAGGUGCAGAGUUAUGACGAAGGAGUCGAAAUAGUGUCGGCCAUAGACAGGGAGGAGACGAGAGCGUCCGAAAGUUUUCUAUGAUCGUCAAUGCCUGAGGUCCACAUCAAAGACCUGGAUACUGUGAUCUAAUUAAGAAUUUUGUAGAUAUAUUAUUAUAGUCAAGUAUUCGAACUUGUUGUUUCAAAAAUGGGCAUUGUGUAAUUUCAGUAAAUACUAGUCCAUUGCUUUAUCGUGUAGAUAUGGUAAUAAUUAAGGUAAGUAAAUAAUUAACGUGUAAGAUUUAAUAUUUAAUAUAAGUAGCAUUUUCAUCUGUGGUAUGUCGUCUGUCAUAGAAUAGUAAUAAGUAUACCUCGUGCAGAUGAAUAUUCCUAGAACUACUAAUAUACCGAAUACACAAUUAAAUGUAUGUAUAAUAAUAAAGCCUAAACUUAUUUGGAGUUGAUUAAAUAGAGGCGUAUCUACGUUUCAGUUAUUUUUUGUGUUUCAGUUAAAACCGAAAAGUUUAUUAUAUUUAUUUUGUACAGAAUUCGUCGUCGGUAGUACCUAUAUUUAUAAGGUUUUGUGCAUCUCGAGCGUUGAUCGGUCCCCUUUCAGUAAAGACCAAAGAGUUUUAUAAAAUAUCGUGACUCAUUUCUUAAAUAUUUAAUUUAAGAUGUUAAAGUUUGUAAGGCCUAACUAACCAUCACGUAUGAUUAAAAAUGUUGGAUUUUAAAAUAAUAAUUAGAUAUAUUUAAUUAAUUUCACUCGGACGUGUCGUUUUAAUACAUUUUGUAGCUGUAGUCUACCAAACAUAUUUAUUUGUUGUAAAGGUUAUAAAGGGUAAAGUGUCAGAGCUACUCAUUUAAUGUACAUUACGGAACAAAUAAUUUAAAUUAUCUACUUACGUAAAAUUAU
Molecule: messenger RNA, 3648 nt
Organism: Plutella xylostella (diamondback moth)
Lineage: Eukaryota; Metazoa; Arthropoda; Insecta; Lepidoptera; Plutellidae
Product: 5-hydroxytryptamine receptor 1
Biological process (GO): adenylate cyclase-activating adrenergic receptor signaling pathway; positive regulation of MAPK cascade
Cellular component (GO): plasma membrane
Molecular function (GO): G protein-coupled receptor activity
Source: RefSeq, a predicted model, not a curated record